CUCUCCGCAGGCGGGAACAUCGGGUGAACAAACCCGCGAACCCGAACCUGCGAGAUCGGAAUCCGCGGCCCUAAAUCUUGGUCGACGGAUUGGCAAAGGAAUGGCGGGCAUAAUAUCUAAGCUAAAGAGCGGCGCGAACAACACCCCGCCGCCUCUCGAGAACAACCCCAUUAUGCAAUACUUCGAAGUCGGCAAGGAGAGCUCCACCGCCGGCCCGGGUCUAGUAUGGCGGAUCCAUGACGCCUAUCGGAAGAGCGAUGGGAAGGAGUGCUCAGUGUUCGUGUUUGACAAGCGCAUAGCUGACAAGCUCUAUAAACCAAAGCGGAAAGAGAGCAUGCUGGACCGCAUUAGAAGUUGUAUCACACAACUGGAAAAAAUGCGCCAUCCCAAGAUGCUGCAAAUUAUACAUUCAUUGGAGGAGGGUCAUAACACUAUCGCUUUUGCUUCGGAAGCCGUCGUUGCCAGCCUGCAUAAUAUAUUGAACUUUCACGAGACUUCACCACUGGCUCAAGGUGCUGCUCCUCCAAUCCAGCCGCACCCCAUUUCCCUGGCGCCACCAAGUUCCGCGGCACAGCUGCGCCAACAGCAAAUGCCAACCCAACGACCUCCAUUUGCUAAGGAAUACUACUUUUUGGACAUCGAGCUUCGAUAUGGACUAUUACAGAUAAUUGAGGCGCUGCACUUUCUGCACUACACGACUCGUCAGAUGCAUCGCAAUGUAUGCCCGCAAGUCAUCAUCGUCACCAAGCGCGGCACUUGGAAACUCUUUGGACUCGAGUUUAUUGAAAAUAUCAUCGGAACCGAUCCAACUGAGAUGAUGACGGUGCCACCGUGGUCCAUAAAGGUGGCCAAAAUUUGCCAACCAAACCUUGAUUAUUUGGCUCCUGAGGUCCAAACUAACGGGCAGUGCAACAUUCUGUCGGACAUGUUCUCCCUCGGGCUGGUGAUUUGCGCCGUGUUCAACAAUGGCAAGCCACUCAUCCAGGCCAACAAUAACCCCCUGCUUUAUAUGAAGCAGAUUGAAUUCUUGGAUCAACAAGUGAAUGCGGUACUACCGCGCGUGCCAGCCGCCCUGCAAGAGGCGGUCCAGCGACUGCUGUCACGAGACCCACACCCGCGACCAACUACCCAACUGCUACCUCUCAUCAAGUACUUCAAGGGUCAGGCCGAGAUCGCUAUUCAGGCGUUACAGUUUUUAGACGUUAUAACUAUGAAGGAUCCCAACCAAAAGGCAAACUUCUAUCGUGGACAGCUCAUCGACGCCCUACCGUACAUCCCAAAGAAACUUCGUUGGCAGCAUGUAUGGCCCGCGUUGCAGUUAGAAGUCCGCACCGCAGAAGUUUUAGCCGCCGUUCUACAGCCUAUAAUUUGGCUUACGAACGAGGCCACCCAAGAGGAAUUUUCGUUUUACGUAUUGCCAACUUUGAAAAACUUGAUGAACUCCCCGAAGAGCAUUCAGGCCUCAGUGACGAUCCUGGAGAACUUGCACAUUAUAUUGAAGAAGUGCCAAAAAGAUGAGAUCAAUAAUGAAAUUAUGCCACUGCUCUUUGCCGCACUUGAUAACAACUCCAAUCAGAUACAGACGGCUUCUUUGAUUUCGAUUCAAACUAUUUCUGAUUAUAUUGAAGACAAAACCUUGCAUUCAGUGGUGCUUGUGAAAGUGAAAACUUUACUGGAGAAGAAUCAGAGCGAUGUUAAAAUUAUCAGCCUCAUUCUUGGUUUCUUCGAGAAAAUUCUUGUAAGGCUUGAUAGGAAUCAUAUACUGGAGCAAGUGAUCCCAACUCUUCUGAGUAUGAGACUGAGUGAUCCCGACAUCAUAAAUCGUGUCGUCAAGCUUUAUAAAUCAAUGCUACUGGAAAGGAAGUUUGGGUUGACAACUAACGUGAUGGCGACAAAGAUGAUUCCUGCUCUAGCUCCGCAGACUGUCAAUCCAGCUUUGAACGUUGAACAGUUCGCUAAUAUCAUGGAGAUUCUGUACGACAUGUUGGACAAUAUUGAUAAGAACCAGCGCUACAAGCUAAAACGAGACAGCUUGUCGUUGCCCAGUCCCGAGCGUCACAGAGCGUUACGCCAUCAGAUGAGCACAGAUAAUAUGAAUGUACCUCCAUUUAACAUCCCCAAUCUGCGCGUGGAGAAACGCAAGACGUCGAGUGCCGAAGACAUGGCUCGCAAGAACUCUACCAGUGGGCCAAGCGCUCCUGCUAUUGGCGGCAGUAUGGGUGGUUUUAAGGGCACAGGUAUCGGACAGUGGUUCUUUGGAUCGAACAACUCCACAAAUAAUGACAGCAACUUCUUGCGCGUAGCGAGUGCAUUCUCCAACAGGCGGCUAUCCGACAAUACCUUGAUGACACCUAAAAUCCGUAUAGCACCGUCUUGCGCGUCGUCGCCAGGUGGAACUCCAGGAGGUAACUCUGGAUUGCCGACACGUCGUCACUCCAGUAUUGGACCUCAAGAGCGUCGCGGAUCAGCUGUAAACUUAUCGCCGCCGACCGGCUACCAGUACAGGGGUCGAGGUGGAUCAGGCUCUAGCCUGUCUGUGCCGUCGGCAUCGCAAUGCGUCGGGGGCUCUAUGCCGAACACGUCAUCGAGCGUGCCGUUCCUGCUGACCUCUUCCAUGCAGUCCAUCCGCUCGCGGCGCCCGUCGGCUUGCCUCAACACCUCGCAGGGUUCGGGGUUGCUGCAACAGCUGAGUAGCGGCAUGGUAAGGCAUCUGCCAGUCGUCGGCUCUUCUAGCAAUGCGCAGGCGCAGACGCACCCGCACCAUCAUUGGGGUCCGCUUCAUGGCGCCACAGCAAGCUACUCUGCUCUGAAGCACACCGCCUUGUCAGUCAGCAAAUGCCCGUCACUCAAUAUAACCAUGACGCGUUAAGCGCACUAGGAACCGAUCAGCCCGCCCCUCGUAGCAUCGGAGAAUCAUCGCCCUGCGCCGAGAGCCAGAAGGCGCGCGAGACCCGGACGCCGCGCCGCCUGCCGCCCAGCCCUCGCCGGGCCAGUUAAACUUUCAAAUUCAGCCUCUGUUGGCGGUCCCCUUCCGGUUCUUUCUCGUAGUACUCUAAUAUUGAUGUUGUAAGUGCGAAAGUAUUAUCCCUACAUUACAUAAUUAUUUGCCUCUGUUUUAUUAGAUACGAUUUAUUUAUUUUUCUACACUAUUUGUUCCGUCAUUUUUUUAUGUGCAUAAUAUUGAGACUGGAGUAGGUGGUUACUCGGAAACCAUGACAUAAAUCUUUUCAAGUAAGAAC
This is a messenger RNA of Hyposmocoma kahamanoa, 3239 nucleotides long. RefSeq names its product SCY1-like protein 2 (gene bma). Lineage: Eukaryota; Metazoa; Arthropoda; Insecta; Lepidoptera; Cosmopterigidae. Gene Ontology annotation, molecular function: ATP binding; protein kinase activity. Bases 101 to 2869 code for a protein of 922 amino acids. The record is from RefSeq and is a predicted model, not a curated record. The transcript has 17 exons. Gene Ontology annotation, biological process: protein phosphorylation.